Ochotona princeps (American pika) is the source of this 5495-nucleotide messenger RNA. It is a transcript of the gene ABI3BP, whose product is annotated as ABI family member 3 binding protein. NCBI's taxonomy places the organism in Eukaryota, Metazoa, Chordata, Mammalia, Lagomorpha, Ochotonidae. Gene Ontology annotation, molecular function: protein binding. Gene Ontology annotation, biological process: positive regulation of cell-substrate adhesion; extracellular matrix organization. The transcript has 63 exons. The record is from RefSeq and is a predicted model, not a curated record. The coding region runs from base 77 to 5299 and encodes 1740 amino acids.
CAGUCCACUUAAAUGCAGCUCCAGGGUUGGGAAGCACCCACCAGCAUCACUCCCUGUGCGAGGUGGCAAAUGCAACAUGCUCUCCAGCUUGGGGUGUCUACUUUUCUGUGGGAGUAUUGCACUAGCCCUGGGAAAUGCACAGAAAUUGCCAAAAGGUAAAAAGCCAAGCUUGAAAGUCCACAUCAAUACCACAAGUGACUCCAUCCUCUUGAAGUUCUUGCGUCCAAGUCCAAAUGUAAAGCUUGAAGGUUUUCUCCUGGGAUAUGGCAGCAACACAUCGCCAAACCAGUACUUCCCUCUUCCAGCAGAAGGGAAAUACACCGAGGCUGUAGUUGAUGCAGAGCCAAAAUAUCUGAUAGUUGUGAGACCUGCUCCACCCCCAAGCCAAAAGAAGUCAUGCUCAGGUAAAACUCGCCAACGCAAACCUCUGCAGCUGGUGGUUGGUACUCUGACGCCAAGCUCCGUCUUUCUGUCCUGGGGGUUCCUCAUUAACCCACACCACGACUGGACGUUGCCAAGUCACUGUCCCAAUGACAGAUAUUAUACAAUUCGCUACAGAGAAAAGGAUAAGGAAAAGAAAUGGGUGUUUCAGAUCUGUCCAGCCACAGAAACAAUUGUGGAAAAUCUAAAGCCCAACACAGUUUAUGAAUUUGGAGUGAAAGAUAAUGUGGAAGGUGGGAUUUGGAGCAAGAUUUUCAAUCACAAGACUAUGGUUGGAAGUAAAAAUAAAGUAAAUGGGAAAAUCCAAAGUACUUAUGACCAAACCCACUCAGUGCCAGCAUAUGUCCCAAAGAAGUUAAUCCCAAUAACUGUCAUCAAGCAAGUGAUUCAGAACGUCACUCACAGGGCUUCAACUAAAUCCCCAGAUAGGACUCCCAUGGGAGGAACCAUAUUAGUCCACCUUAUUAUUCCAGGUCUUAAUGAAACUAUGGUAAAACUUCCUAUGUCCAUAAUGUUGGAGAUUUCAGAUGCAAUUAAGGCACAACUAGCUAAGAAUGAAACCUUGGCAUUACCUGCAGAAUCUAAGACCCCAGAGGUUGAGAGAAUUCCAGCACAGCCCAUAACAGUGACUCCUGAUACAGUUCCAAGAACCACUAAACCCACUACAUCUAGUGCAUUAGACAUUUCAGAAGUGACACUAGUUCACAGAGAAAGAACUUCAGAAGUAUCUCAAACUAUUAUAAUGCCUAAGUUUGAAUUGCCAUUGAGCACUCUAGCUCCUAAAAGGCUUCCAGAAUUUCCUGAGUCACAAACACUCUUCCCUGUUGAGAAAACUGAGGGAUCUUUGGCAUCAAGUGAAAAGCCGUGGAUUAUACCAACAACUAAAACAUCUGAUGAUUCCAAAGUUUUCCAGCCUCAAACCGCAACUUAUGAUGUUUUCUCAAGUUCUACUUCUUCAGACGAGCUUGAAAUAGCAGAGCUCCACACAGCAACAAGUGAUCCUAUUCUGGAUUCUGUCCCACCUAAAACUUCUAGAACUCUUGAACAGCCAAGGGCAACACUGGCUCCAAGUGAAACACCGUUUGUUCCUCAAAAACUGGGGAUCUUUACCAGUCCUGAAAGACAACCUACAACAUCUGCUCCUUCAAAAACUACAUCUAUACCUUCUACACCUAAGCGACGCCCCACACCCAAAACACCAAGAACCAAAACUGAAAGAACCACCACAAGUCUUGGAACAAUUACAUCUAAAAUUGCUAAAAGGCCUGAACCUACACGAACCACACUGGCUCCCAGUAAAACCCUGUUAAUUUCAUUGAAACCUAAAAUACCUGUCAGCCCAGAAGUGAUAUACACCAGACCUGCCCUGGAACCUCAGACUGUGCCACCAUCACAGGCAACCAUAGUCUUAGGACCUGGAACCCCGGGAACCAAGCCUUCAAGAACCACAUUAGCUCCACCCAAGACCAAAAGACCAGGUCGUCGUCCCCGCCCUAAAACUACACCUAGUCCAGAUGUGCCCAAGUCCAAACCUGCUUUGCAACCAGCCACAGUGCAGUCGGAGCUCUGGGUGCCCUCGAUCGAUUCAAAACCACCAAAGCAGUUACUUCCUAAACCCACAGCCGCAUCAGAACCAGGCAUGCUACCAACUAAAUCUGUCUUUGAGCCUGUUACAUUUGAGACUGACGCUGCCUCGGUAACCAUAGUUUCUAUUACGGACAUUGAACCUGUCACUCUGAGAACUAAGGCGCCAAUGACAACAUUAGCUCCAAAAACAUCACAGCGAGCAAGAACACGCCGUCCACGUCCCAAACAUAAAACUACUCCAAGCCCAGUGAUACCUCAGACUAAAUCAGCUCCAACAACAACAACAACAACAACAACAACAAAAAGAGCCCGUCGCCCACAUCCCAAACCUAAAACCACACCCUCUCCUGAAAUACCUCAGACCAAACUAGUUCCUGCCACAACCCUUGAACCAGUUAUGCUUACAACUCAGGCUCCAGGCACAACACUAGCUCCCAAAGCACCUCAGCGAACUCGUCGUCCACGUCCCAAACCUAAACCCACACCAAGUUCUGCAGCACCUUGGACUGAACUGGUUCCUGCUACAAUCUUUGAACCAGUUGUUCCCAUAAAAGAGACUCCAGGAAUGGCACCCGUUCCUGUUACAGAUCAUAUACUUGUCACAGACCUUGAACCAGUCACAGACCUUAAAACUGUCACAGUCCUUGAACCUGUCACAGAGCUGGUACCUGUCGUUGACCUUGAACCUGUCACAGACACCGAGCCUGUUACUUUUAAAACUGAGACUCCUGGAACAAUAGCUACCAAAAUAGUACAAAGAACCCAUCUCCCAUGGCCUAGACCUAAAACCACAACAAGCCCUCCAGCAUCUCACACAAAACUGGUUCCUGCUACAGUUUUUGAACCUGUCACUCUUAGACCUGAAGCCCCAGGAACAACGUUAGUCUCUAAAAUAUCACAGAGGACACGUCGCCCACGUCUCAGACCAAAAACUACACCACCUCCUGAAGCACCUGAGUCUAAACCAGUUCCUACUGAAGAGCUUGAAACUGUGACAGUUCAAACUGAGACUUGGGUGACCACACAAGCUCCUAAAACACCACAACGGAUCCGUCGUCCACGUCCCAAACCUAAAACCACACCACGUCCUGAGACUCCUCAUACCAAGCUGGUUGCUGCUACAGAUCUUGAACCUGAUACUUUUAGAACGGCAGCUCCUGACACCGUGGCUCCUAAAACACAGCGAACACGUCGUCCACGUCCCAGACCUAAGACCACAUCAAGUCCUGAAAUACUUCAGACCAAAUUGGGUCCUCUUCUGUCAGCUACUACUGAGCUAGAAACUCUUACUUUGAAACCAGUGACAUCACCAAGCCUAGGAAUGACACAGAGUCAACCUGUUUCUGGUAUUCUGGAGUCGGUUACAUUUAGCACUGAAUCAUCAAAGAAGACCAUAGCGCCAUCAAAAACAGAUUAUGUCUACCCUACUGCCAAAAUACCUCUCAGGCCUGAGGAACCAAAGACUGAAGGAGUUGUGGAUUCUAUUACAGAUGUGUCUGAACCUCCUGAAACCACACGAGCUCCCAGGCAGACACCACGUGUUCUUCCCAAGCCAAAAACAUCACCACGCUCAAGAAUCACUCAAACACCACCAGUUCCCAAGGAAUCCCAGCAGACUACUUCAAAACCAAAACCGUCAGCAAGUCCAGAGGUGUCAUUCACCACACCUGUUUCGAAAGUUGUGCUUCCAUCUCAUAAACCAGACCCACAGGAUUCUCAGAGUGAACGUGCUCUGCAACCUAUUACCUUUAGAAUUGAUCUACCAAAGGCCACACUAGCUCCUUUAGAAACACGAGGCAUACCUAUGAUCUCACCAAGUCCUAGUCAAGAAGAACUACUAACCACUCAAGAAGAAAUAGACCAGUCCACCCAGGAACUCCUCACAACUAAAAUUAUAAGAACAACAGAACUGGCAAAGACAACUCAAGCACCAUAUUGGCUGUCUACAACUGUGAGGCCCAGGACACCAGACAAACCGCCUGUCAGAUUUAUUCCAGAUAAGACAAGACCUGCCAGACCCAAACCCAGUGGGAUGCCCAGCAGGAAUGGAGUGGGAACAGGGAUCAAGCAAGCACCCAAGGUACCAGGGACUGGCAGGAAUGUGUCAGUGGAUACUGUGCACUCUACAAAAAAGCCAGCUGUAAUACCAGGGACUCGACGCCCACCCUUGCCACCUAGACCUAUACCCCCAAGAAGAAAACCUUUCCCACCAAAUAUCAUCACUGGAAGACCAGCAAGUACAGGAACCAUUUCAUCAGGCCGAGUAACUUCACCACCCCCAAGGGCAACACUGAGUCCUACUGGAGCCCCCUCAGAGGAAGAGGAAAUGGAUAAAAAGCAACCAACUGCUCCUGCCUCUGGAGAGGAACUUGGUAACUCAACUGACUUUAGCUCAAGCCCUACAAGAGAAACCGAUCAUAGUGGGAAACCCAGAUUCAAAGGUCCUCAUGUGCGAUACAUCCCAAAGCCAGACAGCAGCCCCUGCUCCAUCACCGACUCCAUUAAACGGUUCCCCACAGAGGAGGCCACAGAAGGGAAUGCUACCAGUCCACCAAUGAACCCACCCACCAACCUCACAGUGGUCACUGUGGAAGGCUGCCCCUCGUUUGUCAUCCUAGACUGGGAAAAGCCACUGAAUGACACAGUCACUGAAUAUGAAGUAAUAUCCAGAGAAAAUGGUUCAUUCAGUGGGAAGAACAAGUCCAUUCAAGUUACAAAUCAGACUUUCUCCACCGUAGAAAAUCUGAAACCAGAUACAAGCUAUGAAUUCCAGAUUAAACCCAAAAAUCCGCUUGGGGAAGGUCCUGCGAGCAAAACAGUGGCAUUCAGUACUGAAUCAGCGGACCCAAGAGUGAGCGAGCCAGUUUCUGCCGGGAGAGACGCCAUCUGGACUGAAAGACCCUUUAAUUCAGACUCCUACUCAGAAUGUAAGGGUAAACAGUAUGUCAAAAGAACAUGGUAUAAAAAAUUUGUAGGAGUGCAGCUGUGCAACUCUCUCAGGUACAAGAUUUACCUGAGCGACUCCCUCACAGGAAAGUUUUAUAACAUAGGCGAUCAGAGGGGCCAUGGAGAGGAUCACUGCCAGUUUGUGGAUUCAUUUUUAGAUGGCCGCACAGGACAGCAACUCACUUCUGACCAGUUACCCACCAAAGAAGGUUAUUUUAGAGCAGUUCGCCAAGAACCUGUCCAAUUUGGAGAAAUUGGUGGUCACACUCAAAUCAAUUAUGUGCAGUGGUAUGAAUGUGGAACUACAAUUCCUGGUAAAUGGUAGAUGCUGCAAUGAUGCUCAAAAGUACCUUCUGCUUCAUCAUGGCAAAAAAAAAAAUCAUUGGAACACUAUGGUAUUUUUAAUGUUCAUUCAAAGCUAUUUUGUUUACUAUGUAUAAAGUCUACAAUCUAAGUAGCAGUAUUAGAUGUUUAUUAGAAAAGAUUGCUGAGAAUAUUUAUCAGGUUUUACAAAGUCAUUU